Neoarius graeffei (lesser salmon catfish) is the source of this 3228-nucleotide messenger RNA. RefSeq names its product TBK1 binding protein 1 (gene tbkbp1). Bases 1 to 1905 code for a protein of 634 amino acids. Lineage: Eukaryota; Metazoa; Chordata; Actinopteri; Siluriformes; Ariidae. Gene Ontology annotation, biological process: canonical NF-kappaB signal transduction. Gene Ontology annotation, cellular component: cytoplasm. The record is from RefSeq and is a predicted model, not a curated record. The transcript has 9 exons.
AUGGAGUCUCUGUUUGGAGGGGAGCUGGGAUUGCUGGGAGGAAGUGAGGGACUGAAAGAGGAUGGCUGCUGGGCAGGAUCGCCCUUACCUGAGGAUAUGUACUCUGCUUCCCACUUCGCCCUCAUCAGCGCUUACCAGGACAUCAAGACCCGACUGGCUGGUCUGGAGAGGGAGAACACCGACAUCAAAAGGAAGCUGAAGCUUUACGAAAUAAAGUUUCCUAUGAUCAAUGACUUUGGCGAGGACAGGAACUCCUACUGCUCCUUCGAGCCCAAAGACACAGCCCUGCUCCAGUCUGAGAACGGCAAUCUGCAGCAGAGAAUCAACAUCCUCACUCAUGAGCUUCAAAAGAGUAAGGAGCGAGAGGAGCAGCUGGAAGAUGUCAUUCAGGCCUAUGAGAAGAUUCACAUGGAGAAGACUAAUCUCCAAAGAGACCUGGACAAAAUGACAUCUCUGGUGGAGAAGCACGUGGAGCGCAUCCACAAUCUGGAGGCUGCUCUGAGGCAGCGAGACAGCUCUCUACACAAAUUCAACACACAACUGCACAGCAAAGACAUGCAGUAUCUGCAGCUACAUGCCAGUCCUGACACACACAGGCUAGACUGCCCAGCUUUGACUCUCCAGAGCUCCCGCAGUCUGGAUACUCUCUCUGACCUGAAACUGCAGCAGCUGGAGGCGGAGCUAGAAGGGGCCCGGCAUGAGGCCCAAGGGGCAUGUCAGAGGGAGGAGGAGCUAAAGGCUGAAUGUGAGAGACUGCAAGAAGAGCUAAGAGAGCUUCAGAACAACCAAAGACAACAGGAUGUGAGCUCCACUUGUGCCCAGUGUGACAUGGAAUGGAUAAAGAAGGUGGGAGAUGAACAAGUGAAUCUGGCUCUGGCCUACACUGAGCUGACUGAAGAGCUGAGCAGGCUGCAGGCACUGAGCACCAAACAGACGGAGAUCCUGCGGAAAGCCUCACAGGAAGACACUAGCCCAGUUCAACGCCAUUCUCCUGUGCCUCACCAGAGGCACUCACCUGUUCCACAAAGACACUCCCCCAUCCAGCAACGCCAUUCCCCCAUCCAACAGCGUCAUUCCCCAAUUCAACAGCACCAUUCGCCUAUUCAGCAGCGUCGCUCUCCGGUGCUGCAGCGUCUCUCCCCAGACAUGCACCGCCGCUCACCCCUGGCUGAACUUAACGAUGGCCCGGCUUCCUACACCUGCAGACCCCCUACUCAGCACCUAAGAGCCAGUUUCCAAGGGCGCCGCAGCUAUUCAGAAGUUGCAGACCCUUCAGCCUAUCAGCGUCCACCACGGUUUACCCUUGAUCCUGUCUCCACCUUGCCUAAGCCACGUCCUUACGUUGAGAGCUACCACAAACAACAGCAACAACAGCAGCAGCAGCAUGGCCACAUCCUGGCCCAAAGACGAGGCUCCCAGCCUGGGAUUCAGACCAUCGGCGGAGAAGGAAGUAUGGCUGAAUCACCGAGACAUACCAGAGAGCUCUCUUUCCAGCAUGCAGAAUUGUCACAUCUGCAUUAUGAGCCUCAGCCUGCUGCAGCAACACUACAUACCUCUCCUCAGCCACCACACUCUUCAGAGGAUGAGGAAGAGUGGACCUGCCCUCACCCCAUCAGUCCACCGCGGACACUGGGGACUUCUGGCCCCGCAUCCAGCAUGAGAGGCCCUGCUUCCUGUUCAGCCUUCCCCAUCCCAACUCGCCCCAAUACCUUAAGCUGCCACUCACCUGGAUACCUGCAUGCAGAACAUGCCCAGUCCUGGCCUUCCAUUAAUCUGUGGAUAGAGACAGAGGAGGAGAGUGAUGUGAGGAGCUGCCCGCUGUGCCAACUCAUCUUUCCUGUUGGUUACCCUGAUGAUGCCCUGAUCAAGCACAUUGACUCACACUUGGAGAACAGCAAGAUCUGACCCAACAAUCUACACACUCUCCCUUAAACCCACUUUAACACCCAACAACUGUUCCAACAGCUUUAGCUGGACGAUUUAAAAUGAAGGGGAGAGUAAGCCAACUGAGAUAAGAUCCUCAUAACCUGAGGAUUAACACAGAUUUACAGUAUGGUAAAGUCUAAGGUUAUAAAUAGAAAUGGCACUAAGAGAUAAAAGUUUCACAACACCUUCCAAACACAGUGUUGGCUUAAUUUAAUUCUUUCAACUGUUGUCUUUUUUGAUAUCAAGCUAAAUCUCAGAGUUGUUACAGGCUGACUCUCCUUAGCAGACAAUAAAACAGUCAUAUACAGAUACACCGCAAUAACCACAGUGUUCGUCUGGCUCUGGGUGGGCUUAUUAAAAAAAAACAAACAAACAAAAAAACCUAUAUAUUAUUUCCGUACUGGAGAAUGCUGUGCAGGCUGUUUUCUUUUAUUUUAAACGAUAGCUUCCACGAUCCUUCAUUGCUUAUUCCAGGCCUGUCCACAAAGGUGCAUCCAAAAGCCACACAGUUAGUUAAACUUCAUAAUGAGUGAUUGAAGACUGUGUAAAUUUUGAGAAGAUGGUGUCCUGCAGGGCAGGACAUCAUGACCAUUGUAAAAGUGUCAAUAUAGUACCCUGGGUGAUGACUACCUUUGUAAGUGGAUCUAAAUUUCAGCAUUUAUACGAACCCUUAAUAUCCGAUUUAUCUUCACAAAUGUUACUAACCCUAAGGCAGUAUAGAUGUUAUUUAUUUUUAAUAUUACCAAAUGCCUUUCUUAAUUAUAUCUUAGAUUGCUAGACUGUCCCUUUAACAAAACUAUACAUAGAGAUGUAUGUAGUUCAUAAUAUAAUACACAUAACUUGUCAACUUGGAACUGCAUCUAUUAUUUGUCUUCCUGUAUACAAAGUUCUUGAAUGAAGAAAAUUAAAGAGCAUUACCAGAACAAACAUCAGAUGCUGAUACCUAACUAAUGACCAAUGAAUAUCAUACUGGAUCAUAUUAAUCAGACUUGUGAGUAAGAAUGGUCUGAAGGCUUUGAGUUCCUAGACUAACAAGACUAAAUAUGAUAUUGCAUUUUUUAAAAAUAUAGCAUAAAUAUGAUUUUCACUGUUAUUUCAAAUAUUACACAAACAUAACCUUUUUCCGAAACAGUCAGCACUCUGACACUGACUCAUUUUCCAGUGAACUAAACAGUGGAGAAUAUGGCUGCAUCUAAGAUCUACUUGACAAAAUAAGGAUCCUUUUUAUGACCAAAUUGCAGAGCUGUUGUAUCAAAAUGCUUUACUUUUUGUACUAUAAAUGUACUUGAUCUGUAUUUAAAA